This is a messenger RNA of Trichobilharzia regenti, 1214 nucleotides long. Lineage: Eukaryota; Metazoa; Platyhelminthes; Trematoda; Strigeidida; Schistosomatidae. The record is from the annotation of a GenBank genome assembly.
GAAGCGUUUACAUGUUACCUGAAUUUAAGUGACAAAAUGAGUUAUUGCAUUUAUCUAUGGAUUAUAUUAAUUUAUAAUAUUGUCUUUUUUUCAGCCCUAUCUCAGACUGACGAAAUUUAUACAACCAAUUCUAGUCAAUCGUUAACGUGCAACUCACUACUUACAAAUAAUGUAUUACAAUAUCAUAUUAAACAAUUGUUAACUCAUUAUGGCAAAGAUAGUGAAUAUAAAAUUGGUAAUCCAAUAAAAUUUGGUGCUACUGAAUUCUUUGAUGUAAAGAUUAACGGUUUGUCCGAUGUUCAAUUCACUGCACCUGUUGAUAUUGUCGACCUACCAUCAGGUGAUGUACACUUGAUAUUUACUCUACUAUUUGAUUAUCUCAUAAUAAAUGGUCAAAUGAAAAUGCCAGUGUUCAUGAGGAAAGUUCGGCCAGUAGAAAUUAAAAUGCAAUCAACUAAAAUAUUUUUAGAUUUACUACUCUCACGACCAAUGGACAAUAAUAAGAACAACUCUAAGAACUAUCAGCCUCUUCCAGUCAGUGUGAGAAAAGUCACUGUGAUUCAUUGGAAUAAACUAAAAUUCGAUAGUAGAGGUUUCUUUAUUAAAUUCUUUAAAAUGUUCAAUCGUCUCCGUAUAUAUGACAGUGUAAUCAAGCGUUCUAUUGAAAAAGAGAUUUAUCAACAAAUGGAAGGAUCCUUGAGAUCAUUUUUUGAAUAUUAAGUUGUUUAAAAUGAUUUAACUAAGAAAAUAGUUGGUAGCAAUUUAUAUCCAAUGCAAAUUUCUGCAAAAAUCUCUCCGUCUUCCAUUUCAGUCUUUAACCAAACAAAAAAAAUUUUUUGAUUUCUUACAGAUUACAAAUAUUUUAAAUUUAUUUCUCACUAUUUUGAAGCUAAAGUUAUCAAAUUUCUGGCUGUUUUACCUCUAUUCCACUCUGAAGUCUUUCUUAAUGCAUGUGUGGACAGUGACUUGUAAUAUGCGAUAGUUUUCUAUGGGGACGUGUAUUUAACAGCAUCUAAAUUUUAUGUAGAAACUAAUUUGAUCUUUUUUGAUGCAUGCUUAUGUCGAAUAUUGUUACACUGAUUGUAUUCCGUUCAUAAAAUGGUUUUAACAGCGAUAAUUAACAGCUGUCAAAACGUUUAUUUUUGAUAGUAUGUUAAAAAUUUUCAUAAUUUAGAGCAUAAAUGAUUGAAAAAUAAAUUUGUUAAAAAUAUUAU